This is a messenger RNA of Periophthalmus magnuspinnatus, 1376 nucleotides long. It is a transcript of the gene lhfpl4b, whose product is annotated as LHFPL tetraspan subfamily member 4b. The transcript is spliced from 7 exons. NCBI's taxonomy places the organism in Eukaryota, Metazoa, Chordata, Actinopteri, Gobiiformes, Gobiidae. Gene Ontology annotation, biological process: sensory perception of sound. The record is from RefSeq and is a predicted model, not a curated record. Gene Ontology annotation, cellular component: plasma membrane. The coding region runs from base 115 to 795 and encodes 226 amino acids.
CGCCUGGCUCUGCAGCAUCCUCCCGCAUCCCCUUGUCCUCCGUCCUGCAGCGGGCUUUCUGUCCUCUCUGCAGCCGAAAAACACGCUCUGAUCCUGGAGGAAGCACCAGUAGUGAUGUCGGCGUCCCCCGCCCUCUCGGACCUGUCCCGUCUCUACCAGACAGAGUUCGUCCGCAGUGCCAGAGCUGUGGGGGUGCUGUGGGCCGUGUGCACGCUCUGCUUUGCCAUAAUCCAGGUCGUGAUCCUGGUCCAGCCCUCAUGGGUCGGUACCGAGGCCAGUCUGCACCAGGGACGCGGACCAGAACCCCCAAGUGGCACAUUGGGACUGUUUGAGGUGUGUGUGGAUUCUGACUGGCCAGUUCCAGAGUGCAGGGGGGGCCUGUCCACCCUGUCCCCUCUUCCCUCGUUCCAGUCUGUUGCGGUGUUGGUGGGACUGUCUCUUUGGGCUGUGUGGACCAGUGUUCUGUGCCUGGUUUUGUUCAGAUUUUGCAGCGCUGCCACAGUUUAUAAGAUCUGUGCCUGGCUCCAGCUCACUGCAGGUUUUUGUCUGGCUCUGGCCUGUCUGCUUUUCCCUGACUCCUGGGAGAGUCCAGAGAUGAGAGCCCUGUGUGGAGAUCAGGUGACCAGUUUCUCCCCGGGCCGCUGCUCUGUUCACUGGGCGUACAUUCUGGCUGUCUUGGGAGUGUUGGACGCUGCCAUCUUGGCUACUUUGGCAUUUGUUUUGGCUAAUCGACAGGAUGCUCUGCUGCCCCCUGACACUAAAGACGUGACGACUGGACUCCUGAUGUCAGCCUAGAGACAAACACACGACUCCAUCAUCAUUUAGAUCCAAAAUGUCUCCUGUCUUCCAGAUACAAACCAGUGUUCAACAGAUGUGGCCUGUUCUAAAAUAGCUUUAUUUUCCAAAGCAUGGAAUUAUAUUUUAGUUUUUAUAAAUAUUACAACAAUGUCAAAGUUGGUAUCAGCAGUAUUUUAGAUAAGGUACUGUUUGUAAAUUAGGAAUAAGCUAACAUGACUACCGUCAACAGUUUCAUAUGAACCCUUUUUCUUUGUUUGAUUGACAGCUAUAAUUCAUAUGAAAACUUUCCAUUUACAUAAGUAAAACAAAUAAGGACAUCUUAUCUUCUGAUGGGCGAAGUGCACUGCCUAAGAACCUGGUGAUAUCGCACACAGAAGAAACAACUGCACCAACCAGUCUUAGAAAAAAUAAUCAUUGAUAUUGUAUUUUAAAUAAAUGUUUAAUGUACAUCAAUAUUUAUAUCAUGUAGAGUUUUUAUGUCACAUUUCCAGUAUCUGUCUACAUUUAUAUCUGUUUUGUAAUCUUACAGUUCUCCGUUUGUAGCAUGUGUCACAUAAAAUAAAACCUUUGUAUGACAG